Molecule: messenger RNA, 2013 nt
Organism: Cotesia glomerata
Lineage: Eukaryota; Metazoa; Arthropoda; Insecta; Hymenoptera; Braconidae
Gene: mdy
Product: diacylglycerol O-acyltransferase 1
Exons: 12
Coding region: 377-1867 (496 amino acids)
Biological process (GO): triglyceride biosynthetic process
Cellular component (GO): endoplasmic reticulum membrane
Molecular function (GO): diacylglycerol O-acyltransferase activity
Source: RefSeq, a predicted model, not a curated record
UCUCAACAGUAUCAGCGGUUCUCUGGCCCCCAACACAAUAUAACUUGAAUCCGCGCACGUGUAAUCAAACACGUAAUGUGUAUCCGUGAGAUCCACUUUUCAAAGCGUAAAAAAUAUUAAAAUUCUCGUAUAGAAAAAUCAGAUAAUUGAACACGCAUAUCAGAUUACAAAGACAAAGUCUUCUAUUAUUUUGUUAAAACUAUACAUUUUUCAAGCAUCCACUGACAUUUUCUCUUUGUUGUUGUUUACUCUCUACAUUGCAACAACUGUAAACAAAAGUGUCAUCGUUUUUCGAAGUGUUUUUUUCUUAAAGUUUUCGCGGGUUUACAAUUUAUUGUUGUUAGUUUUUUUAAUUAUUUAUAAAUAAAGUACCAAAAUGCCAGAAAGCGAUCAUGAGUCUAAAGUUAGGUUAAGGCGUACUAAAAGUGUUACCAGAGCCGAAGAAAUUCAACGGAUGGAUUACAUGGUCCGCAAAUCUCAGCCUGAUAAACCUUGUCACAAACCGAGAGACAGUCUUUUCUCCUGGAGCUCAGGCUUCGAUAACUUCACUGGAUUCAUUAAUUGGGGCUUCCUUCUUCUCGGUCUUGGAGGCGUUAGGCUUCUCCUUGAAAAUUUUAUCAAGUAUGGAGUAAGAGUGGAUCCUCUGCAGUGGUUCAUAUUCCUAAGCGGUACACAAGAUGGCGGUGAGGAGUAUCCAUCAAUUUUGUUAAUUUGCUAUUCAAUUGUACCUGUUACUUUUAGUCUGCUGAUUGAAAAGGGCUUAUCAUUAGAUGUAAUCGCACAGGGACCAGGUACAAUCUUCCAUGUUAUCAAUUUACUGGGGAUGAUACUGAUGCCAAUGGUACUAAUACAUGUAAAAGAUUCGGGUUUCAGUUCGAUUGGAGCUGUGUAUGUUUGUAUGUUGUAUGCUAUACUUUUUUUAAAAUUAUGGUCGUAUGUUCAAGUAAAUAUGUGGUGCCGUGCAAGUAUGAAGGAUCCUUCAACUCCACGUUUAAGAAGACAGUCAUUGUCCUACAAUAAUUUACAACCGGUUCUAGGGGACCAAAAUGACGUGAACGAUGUUUCUGUUCACGACAGCCGUAACAUUAAAACAACAUUAGUGCAGUAUCCAGAUAAUCUUAAUCUACGUGAUUUAUUUUAUUACAUCCUCGCUCCAACACUCUGCUAUGAAUUGAAUUUCCCCCGCACGGAGAGAAUCCGGAAAAGGUUUUUAAUGAAAAGAAUUUUUGAAGUGUUCGUCGGGUGCCAAGUAGUGAUGUCACUUUGUCAACAAUGGAUGAUACCUUCGGUGAAAAAUUCGCUGGAACCUUUCACGAAAAUGGAUGUUGCAAAAGCUGCCGAGAGACUUCUGAAACUAGCGAUCCCAAAUCACUUAAUGUGGCUGUGUUUCUUCUACCUGUUCUUCCACUCUUACUUAAACCUAAUGGGUGAAUUACUGCACUUUGCCGAUCGCAACUUCUACGGCGACUGGUGGAAUGCUAAUAAUAUUGACACAUUCUGGCGCACAUGGAACCUAGCGGUUCAUCGAUGGGCUGUAAGACAUUUAUAUAUUCCAGUGGUUGAAAUGGGUUAUAGCAAAAAGACAGCCAGCGUGACUGUAUUCUUCAUAAGUGCAUUCUUUCAUGAGUACCUCGUCAGCGUGCCGUUAAAAACUUUCAAAAUUUGGGCGUUCAUGGGCAUGAUGGGUCAGAUUCCAUUAUCCUUCAUCAGCAAACACGUGGAGCGGAGGUUUGGCGCCAGAUGGGGUAAUAUCGUUGUCUGGUCGAGCUUGAUAAUCGGUCAACCCCUUUGUAUCAUGGUCUAUUAUCACGACUACGUAGUAGAACACUUUGGAGAAACACUACUCGAAGAUCAUUCGAUUGUCUAAGGAUCAUUGCCAUUCAAUUAUUAUUAAUUGUAUUGGCCAAUGAUCCUCAUUAAUUCUACAACGUUACUGAAUACCGUUAUUGUCGGAUGUCUAAUUGUUGGAUACUGUUUACAUUAAACAAUAAAUGAAAUUAUUAACUUUGGUAA